Hypomesus transpacificus is the source of this 1934-nucleotide messenger RNA. It is a transcript of the gene rab33bb, whose product is annotated as ras-related protein Rab-33B. Gene Ontology annotation, cellular component: Golgi apparatus; endosome. NCBI's taxonomy places the organism in Eukaryota, Metazoa, Chordata, Actinopteri, Osmeriformes, Osmeridae. The transcript is spliced from 3 exons. Gene Ontology annotation, molecular function: GTPase activity; GTP binding. The record is from RefSeq and is a predicted model, not a curated record. The coding region runs from base 206 to 958 and encodes 250 amino acids. Gene Ontology annotation, biological process: Rab protein signal transduction.
AGCACUGCCGGGUGCUAAGCGCACUCACACCCAGUUAGAAGUGCAGUCCUUUGUCUUUUCAAGAGACUGCACAUGUGCACAUGCAGUAGCAGUGAUGCUGAGCAAUUUGCCGUAAAGAUUACGGGAGUUUUAUCCUUCAUCAAGUAGCCUACAAGAAAUUAAUUGAUCGAUUGUUUCUGAGACACGUUUGGUGUUUCGUCCCAAUAUGGAUUCCUCAUUGGAGUUUUCCAACUCAGUUAGCAGUGUCUGUUCUAUUCCAGCGCGAUGUCGGAUCUUUAAAAUCAUCGUGAUAGGUGACUCUAAUGUUGGAAAGACUUGCCUUACCCACCGUUGGUGCGCCGGAGAGUUCCCGGAUAGAACGGAGGCAACGAUAGGAGUUGAUUUCCGUGAGCGAGUUAUCGAUAUUGAAGGCAAGAAAAUCAAGCUGCAGCUAUGGGAUACGGCAGGCCAGGAGCGCUUCCGAAAAUCCAUGGUGCAUCACUACUACCGCAACGUGCAUGCUGUGCUCUUCGUCUAUGAUGUCACGAGCCCCACCUCCUUCCAUGGGCUACCUGCCUGGAUUGAGGAGUGCCGCCAGAAUUCCCUCGGACAGGAAAUCCCAUGGUUCCUCGUGGGCAACAAGAUCGACCUCCGUGACCAGCGUGGCGACCGGGCCGAGCAGCAGGUGAGCAGGGAGCGUGCGGCCAAGUUCGCAGAGGCCCACGGCAUGACGCUGUUCGAGACCUCGGCUAAGAGCCCUGACCAGGGGGAGAAGGGCAUGGGCGGACGAGGAGGACGAGGAGGUGGGGUUAGAACCCAGAACCAGGAGAGCGUGGAGGCUGUGUUCCUAGCUGUGGGGGCCAGGCUGAGCCGACAGAGGAGGGUGCCAGAGCAGAGCACGGUUGGAGGGCACACAAGCUCUUUCAAAAUCCCGGCUAAAAAGAGAUCGGAGAAGAACAUGUGGUCGUGCACCUGCUGAGACUGAACAGCGUUUUCCUGCCUAGGGACAGCCUCUGUGAUGGGCAGGUGGUAUGAUUAGCAGGUAGUGAGUAUAUGAAAUUCAGCUAUUUUAGUCUGAAAGAUUGGAGUAAUGUUGAGUGAGUUUGGACCUGCAGGGUUGAAGGUGGAUCCUUUUUGGAUUGUGCGUGGUCGUGCUUGGUUAUGCACAGUUGGUAACAUUAACUUUAUUCCCGUCUACAGUACUCUCUUUCUAAGCAAACUAGGUUUGAUGUACUGGUUUUAAGACUGUCUUAAAUUGUAUGCAAGCAAUAAUCAAUGUUAAAUAAUUUUGCCAAAAAAUUAGCACUGGAACAAAUCGAUUCUUUGUGGAUGCACUAGAAAACAACGUGAUGCAGUCAUGUUAUGGUCUUGUGCAUAAGUGUGGGUGGAGAGACUGUCAUGUGUGUGUGUGUGUGUGUGUGUGUCAAAGACAAUGAGUGAUCGCUUGCUUGAGCCUCUAGAAAAAGUAUCAAGUCACAUGGUGUGCACAAACCACUCUAAAACAACCCUUGCAACACACGUGCACCAACAGACAGAGAAAAAGUGUGUGUGCGCACAGUAUGUGUUAUGUUAGUGCAACAUUCACCAUGUCGCUGCCUAGAAGAAGGCUCUCCUAAUUCCUUUUUUUCAUCAGCAGACUUCCUUAUCUGAACCUCUAGGUCUUCAUUCUUUUUUGCAAGGAAGAAUUUUUAAAGUUUGUCUUUUGAAGUUUAAAAGCCAAAAUGGAAACUGUAGGACAUCUGCUUCUGCCUCUCAGAUUGUCUGAAAAACUUUCCUCAGGUUAUGCUGUGACCUCACAAAUUCAGGGAUUUUUUAUAAUGGAAAUUGUAGGGGAAUUUUGGAAUGCUGUUAUUUGCAUGUACAUUAGAUGGGUGUUUUUUCCAGAAUGUGCCACAAGCGCUGAUGUAACCUUUUUAAAUACAUUUUCAAAAUAAAAGUUCAAUGUCAAAUUAAAU